UACUACUAAGGAGUUGGAAGCAAUGACAAGCAUGUAAAGUUGUUGACAAAUAUAUAGACUAGUAAAUUGCAACUUGCAAGAAGUCGUCGGCCCUCUCGGCACACUCUGCGCUGUACGACUCCAAUUUUACAUCGCAUUUUGCCAUUGACAAGACCAGACGCGCCUCGCCGAGAUCUGCUCCGUCCUCCGGGUGCUCGGCUGCGAGUUAGCUGCUCGAUCGCCUUACACACACAUGGAACAGGAGAGCAGCCAAGGGCGAAAGCAAACGCCACGACGGGGGCGCAAGUUGAAACCGCGGUCCGGCGUGUGGGCGCACUUCACACGUUGCAGAGAUGACCUUGGAAACGAUACCGGCAUGGCGCAGUGCAACCGUUGCAAAAACCAAUUGAACGCAAGUUAUGGCACGACCAGCCUGAAGAAGCACGUCGAUAGAUGCAUCGAACAGGAAGCUGCUGCCGCGGGGGUUGCACGACCGCCGCCGCCGCCCUGCGCUCCUUCAGGCUCCGAUGGAUCCACGGAUCCUGAGCCUGCAGGCCUGGAAGAAGAAGAAGAAGCCAGCAGAGACCUCGCUCGGAUGAUCGCGCUGCAUGGAUACGAUCCGUCGAUCGUGGAGGACGACUACUUCAAGAGCUUCGUGCGCCGUCUCAACCCUGGAUUCGAGGUGCCCUCGCGCCGUGCCAUUGAGCAGAUUUGCGAUGGUAUCUUUGAUGAGGCAAGGAGGGAUCGGGAUUGCCCCUGGGUCGACGACGUUCCUGGGAAAGUGAGUUUAGCAAUGGGUAAAGCUAAAACCAUGGAGCGGGAAGUCCUAUAUAGAGCGUGCCACUUCAUCGAUGAUGACUGGAAUCUUCACAAGGUGGUCGCGGACGUAAAACUGGACGUACCUCGGCCUUCCUACCAUGGAUCAUUAUUGGUACCCACGGGACAAAUUUGUGUUGAAUGCGAAGUGGAUGUGGAGAUCAUCAGUAGUUAUUUUUUGGGGCUUAUUUCUGAUGGUGAUCUGUUCAUGAUAGCUUGCGGGAUAACUAAUGAUCACUCAAAACUGAAGUAUGACGUAACGAAGCUAUUUGAUGAUACCUAUGCAGCGAGCAGAGGGCUAGUUUGUACCACCUUUAUGGACAAUAUACUUCACUCCGUUGCUCAAUGCCUCAAUCUAGAUUCUGAUUUCGCUAAAGAUAUGUGGCUCGAAGGAAAAGAAUUAGACUUGACAAGACAAGAGCGUGAGAAGCUUCUUUCACGUCAUGGCCUAGAUCACCUAUGGGCAUACGACGACGGAUGGUGGUAUUCGUGGUAUUGUUCUUUGGAAGUUCUUCGCAAGGAACGUUCUUCUAGAAUUAGAGACAAGUAUUUAUUUAUAGAACUAUUGUGCAAUAUUUGGGGGGCAAUAUAUAGUGCCAUUCAAAUAAUUUCUGCCUCCAGCGGUCCCACUUCAAAUCUUUGUCUUGGAGAGCUGUUCAAUGUGAGGAAAGUUUUGCAAUCUGAACUCGCACGGGCCAGUGGAGGCAAUGCAAAUCCUUACAAUGGAUAUAAUGGUUUUCUUGGUGCCCAGGAUGUUGCGGAUGUUCUGAAAAAGGCAAUAGACACUUUAGACAAAGCUAUACAAGAUUGCUACCUUGUCUGGUCUAUACCACUUGUACUGGACCCCCGGUACAAACUCAGUUUACAUUGGAGUACUAUUUUCAACAAUGCGUUUGGCCUCGAGGCUGCUAAUGAUUACAUCUCCCAGGUAACAACAAAGAUAGAGGAGCUGUACACUGAUUAUAUUAAAGGUGACAGCGAGGAGAUGUACACUGGCUAUACUGAAGAUGACAGCGAGGAGAUGUAUACUGACUAUACUGAAGAUGACCGCGAGGAGAUGUACACUGGCUAUACUGAAGAUGACAGCGAGGAGAUGUACUUUGACUAUACAGAAGAUGACCGCGAGGAGAUGUACACUGACUAUACUGAAGAUGACCGCGCCAGUGCAAUGGCCGUUGACAGCGCUGAUCCAUCGCAACAAGCAUCGGAUGAACUCUUUCGUUACCUGAAUGAUUGUCUCGUCGAACCAACACAAGAUUUUGAUAUCCUCAAGUGGUGGAAGGUUCACAGGUCGGACUACCCGACGGUCGCUCGGAUGGCGAGGGAUGCUCUGGCCAUGCCCACAUGCAGUAAGCUUUCUUCUGACCAAAUGGCCCACGUCAGGAGCAUUAUUCGCGGCUAUUCCAAUAAAAAAAACUUUAAAUAAAUAAAUUCCGUUAGAAGACGGUGGUAUGAUGCUCCAGCUCAAAAAAAGCGCCUCGACUCUCGAGUGACUGUAACCAUUCCAGUGCUCUUCUUUGGCAGGUUCUUCAACCUCGAGCUUCUUAGACUGGUGGCGUCUCGUCAUCUGUGCUGUUGCAUGUUGAAAUGUAAUUUAUAUUCAUUAUGUUACCAUCCUUGUAAUAAUGUCUACUACUCCACUUCUCUCCUGUUUCCACAUAAUUUUUCAAUGAUUUAACCCUGGA
Phragmites australis (common reed) is the source of this 2480-nucleotide messenger RNA. Its product is annotated as zinc finger BED domain-containing protein RICESLEEPER 1-like. The transcript has 2 exons. NCBI's taxonomy places the organism in Eukaryota, Viridiplantae, Streptophyta, Magnoliopsida, Poales, Poaceae. Bases 233 to 2221 code for a protein of 662 amino acids. The record is from RefSeq and is a predicted model, not a curated record. Gene Ontology annotation, molecular function: protein dimerization activity; DNA binding.